AUGAUUACCAUCUUUUUAGAGAUACUCUCGUUCUUUGCGUUUGUGUGUCAGUUUAUCAAUGCUGCUGCUAUAAGUGGGAUCUUCCAAACGAUAGAUCAAAUCAGGUACGAUCCGGGUGCUUUCUACUAUGCCGAGCUUCCGAGUAACCCCAAUUGGGAUGUCGAACUUAGCUGGUCCAUAAACGGGUCCACCAUGAAUGCUGGCGAUACCUAUCAAUUGACAUUACCUUGUAUAUUCAAGAUCACAGCAGAUGUCGAUUCCUUCGAUCUAGUGGCAAAUCUGCAAGUUUUGGCCAACUGUAUUUUCCACAGCGGCGAACUCCUUGUCUCGUACUCUACGGUGACCUGUCAACUUACUAAAGCAGUUAAUUCAGACACCAUGGCUGUAGGUAAGACUUCAUUCCCUAUUACCUUUAAUGUCGGUGGUGGUAACUACGAUGUAAUGAGAACUUGUGCCACUUAUUUUGAAAAAGGUACCAAUACCCUUGAAUGGACUGACGGCACUAAUACACUCUCUUAUGACAUUGACUUCCAAGGUGGUUUUGCUUACGGUUACGAUACAGAUUCCAUCAUUUAUAGUCUUAAAGAAGUGCCCACCAUUUCAAGAUCUUUACUUUAUCUUAUGGCUGGCAACUGUCCAAAUGGUUAUCUGAGUGGUACAUUGGGUGUCACUGUUACCAAUGGAAAAUUAGAAUGCUCGUCGUUCCACCAAGGGUUAACCGAUUAUAUCAAUGUUUGGUUCAAUAAUGAAGACUAUGAACAAUCAAGUUUUGAUUUCACCUGUGAUGGUAACGCCCUCACGGUUAAUUAUUCAAACAUUAAAGGCAAAGGUAGACCAUUUCUAAAUAUUUUGGUCGUUUUCACUGGUGGUGAUUUUCUGACUUCAUUCACCAAUGACUACUAUUGCAGUGGGUCCGAUUUGAUAAACUCAAACUCCUUCAUUAAGAACUGGGGUACUUACCAAAAUGGUCUGGUUCAAGCAGAAGGUAUUGCGUUUACUACAAUUACAACAACUGUUGAUCAUGUCACAGUUACAACCGAAAAGGGUGUAAGUGAAACCACGUACAUUGUGUUGGUUCCAAUGUCCUCUACUACUACUACAACUACUUGGACCAAUGAGUAUACUUCGGAAACUACAGAUACAGGAACCCAAGGGACAGAAACAAUUAUUGUUCAAGUUCCUUAUUCACUGACUACCUUCACAACCACCUGGGCAAACUCUUAUGUAUCUACAACCACUGUGACCGGCGAAGAUGGAACAGCCACAGUUAUAGUAGAGUUGCCAACACCAAUUACUACCAAAACAACGACCUGGUCAAACUCCUAUGUAUCUACAACCACCACAACUGGUGAAGAUGGAACAGCCACAGUUAUAGUAGAGUUGCCAACACCAAUUACCACCAAAACAACGACCUGGUCAAACACUUAUUAUGGAAACGAUGCUUAG
This is a messenger RNA of Lizanozyma spartinae, 1446 nucleotides long. RefSeq lists its product as uncharacterized. Gene Ontology annotation, cellular component: fungal-type cell wall. The transcript is spliced from 2 exons. Lineage: Eukaryota; Fungi; Ascomycota; Pichiomycetes; Serinales; Debaryomycetaceae. The record is from RefSeq and is a predicted model, not a curated record. Bases 1 to 1446 code for a protein of 481 amino acids. Gene Ontology annotation, biological process: cell adhesion.